AUGGUGUCAACACCCAGCUCCUCAACCAAGAGCUCCCGCUUAUCACUGACCCCAAUUCCAUGUUCACCGGAAACGGUACCUUCUAGCUCGAUUGCCAGUUUCGACAUCUCGUUUAUCAGCUCGUGGGCCACUUUUUUUUGCUCAGGAUCAAAGAUCACUAGAACAUGUAGAUUACCGUCACCCGCGUGUCCUGCUGCCGUAGCCAGCAAAUCUGCCGCUUCUAGUUUGGUCAUAGUCCGUGUAAUCAGCUCCGGAAGUCUCGAAACAGGAACACAGACGUCGGUGGGAAGAAUGGUGGCAUUUGGCUUGACUUUCCUAGCCCAUUGCAACGAGUUCCACAGCAACGUUUUCCGCACAGUCCAGAUCCGCUCUUUGUCCUCUUCGUCACUAGCAAUACCGAUAUUGAAUCCAUGGUUCUUUUUGGCAACGCUGUUGAUCGAUGCCACCAGCUCCUUAAGAGACUCCUUACUAGUUGCACCAACCUUGAGUAAGAGCAUAUGGUCAGGAGCCCAAUCGUCGCUUGAGCCAGCUCCCAUCUCACAAACUGCACGCAUCUGUUUGUCGUCCAUGAACUCCACCGCAUUGCAGCUGAUUCCCAUUCUAAACAGAUCGGUCACCGUUUUGGUGGCAUUCCCAAUUUCUUUAAAAUUGAUGGUUGCAAUAACCUCAUUUUGCGGCUUGAAAUGA
This is a messenger RNA of Ogataea philodendri, 687 nucleotides long. RefSeq lists its product as uncharacterized. The coding region runs from base 1 to 687 and encodes 228 amino acids. NCBI's taxonomy places the organism in Eukaryota, Fungi, Ascomycota, Pichiomycetes, Pichiales, Pichiaceae. The record is from RefSeq and is a predicted model, not a curated record. The transcript has a single exon.